CUUGCAACUAACGAGAUGUCAUAUGUGUACAUAGAGGCUGAAUGCCCGAAGUUGAAUAACUGGUACCUCUGUGAGAAAGGAGUAGCUCAUCAGAUCCGGACCAAAGCCGAUUGUAUCCAGGAGUUAAUUACAAACCAAGUUUUACAGGAAUCAUGUCAUUUCACCACAGUAACUUUAACGACCGAAGCUAUGGAAAAAUUGGAUGACCAACACUAUGUAUUGUCCUUUCCUCACGAAACGAAAGCACAACUAAUCUGCAACCAGAAAGACUACACAUCGCUCCAGGGCAGUUACCUUGCUACAAUUCCCGUUGGAUGCCGCCUGAAAUCGGAAGAAUUUACAAUCUCAAAUGACUACAAUGAAAUUAAAGGACAACCACUAAAACUAAUGAAAAUACCAUACAACGCAGAGAAACAUGCCGCCGCUGCUACCCACGUCAAUUUGAAUUCUAUCGACCUCCAAGGGCUACACAGCGUCCAAGAUAAAAUUACACUACAGACUCCUGUUCACCUGGACCAGCCGCAAAUGGACACCCUUUACCACACCACAAUCCCAUUCUACGGAGUUUUGUUGGCUGCAGGCAUAACCAUCAUCAUCGCAAUAAGCAGACGCUACCUAUUCAAAUGUAAGAAAACUACGAAAAAGGACCAGCAACCCCCGGUAAUAAUUCUGGAAGGAAAUAAGAAUCCCGAGGAUAUUCCGGCAACAUUUUCACUAAACGUGCUAAAAUAGUCGCCGUUCUAAGAGGGGAGGAAUUAUAUCCGGCCGACAUAUGAAGAUCGCUGAUGUUGCACAUGAAGCAAUAGUUAUUGAUUAUAUUAAACUAGGACGCUGAUGCAUCUUUGACGUCAAUUGAAGUUGAUCUUAGUACCAUAAUUUUGUAAGAAUAUUCAUUCCAUAUUCCUACUUCGAAGUGGAAUGGUUAUUCCAUAGGGUUAAUUUUGUAAUUUCAUUUUCAUUAAUUAAAUAGUUUUAAAAUCA
Trichoplusia ni (cabbage looper) is the source of this 981-nucleotide messenger RNA. RefSeq lists its product as uncharacterized. The transcript has a single exon. Bases 16 to 732 code for a protein of 238 amino acids. The record is from RefSeq and is a predicted model, not a curated record. NCBI's taxonomy places the organism in Eukaryota, Metazoa, Arthropoda, Insecta, Lepidoptera, Noctuidae.